Molecule: messenger RNA, 742 nt
Organism: Parasteatoda tepidariorum (common house spider)
Lineage: Eukaryota; Metazoa; Arthropoda; Arachnida; Araneae; Theridiidae
Source: RefSeq, a predicted model, not a curated record
GUUUUCAUUUUUCAGAAGUAUGGCUUCUUCGCCAAGGAAAAGAAUAGCCAUAGUAGGUGGUGGUUUCUGUGGUAUUACGCAAAUCAUCAUGCUGAAAGAGGAAAAUUUAGAGCCUUACUGCUUUGAGAAAACAGACAAACCAUUUGGCACAUGGAAUUAUCGAGAAGAAUCCACAGUAGGAGUUCCUUCACUUAUGCCAAGCACAAUCAUUAACCAUAGCAAAGAGUAUGGAGCUUAUAGCAAUUUUCCUCCAGAUAAAGAAUUACCUAACUAUAUGAAACACAAGCAAAUUUUGAACUAUUUUAUGAGUUACGCUAAUAAAAAUGAUGCUUUAAAGCAUAUCCAAUAUAAUUCGGAAGUAUUGGAGGUAAAGAGGGCUACUGAUUAUGAAGAAACUGGCAGGUGGAACGUGAGUGUGAAAAAUACUAUAUCAGGGAAAGUGACAUCGGAUAUCUACGAUGGAGUGGUCAUUAGUGUAGGACACAUCAAUAUUCCUAACUGGCCCUCAUACGAAGGUCAAAACUUGUUUAAAGGGAAAAUAAUUCACACCCACAGUCUAAAAGGUGUUGCAGAGUAUGCAAACAAAAAUGUAGUAGCUGUAGGAAUGGGUUGUUCGGCUUUAGAUGCUGCAGUUGAAACUAGCAAUGUAGCUAAUCAAGUAAGUGAAAAGAAUUUUAGAAUGCCUUUGUCAAUUUAUGAUUAUUAUCGAAUUAUGAUGUAUUCUUAGGUCAAAUAUUUUUAU